Messenger RNA from Vitrella brassicaformis, 774 nucleotides. Lineage: Eukaryota; Vitrellaceae. The record is from the annotation of a GenBank genome assembly.
AUGUGGUCCCUCAACCGCCAUGUGAUGCAAAUCGACACAAAGGCCAACUACCGCGCCAGCGUCAAGAACCGAGACCUCUCAUACAUGGUCGGGAUGUGCGCGACCGACUGGAAGGAGGGGUACUACAACAAUGAGGCGCUGCUUGGAUGCUACAGCGCCAAUUGGGGUGCCACAGGCUUCACGAGGCACACGGUAGACUCAACCAACAGACUCGGCGACAGCACCCUUGUGCGUUGUCGAUCAGUUGGUGUUCACCCUUCGCUCGAUCAAGACUCAGCUGCCAGCGUCAGCAGGCUUCUACAAGAGCGGCGGAGAAGCCAAAAGCGGGCGGGACCUCUACCUCUUGGACUCAAACGUUAGACAUGCAUCACAUGUGUAUGUGUAGUUAGUGGCGACCUGCCGAUCAUGUAUUUUGCAUGCGGUGCAUGUACGGAUGCAUUUGUGCAGGAUGACGAAAAUGAGGCUAACCAGCCGCACACCCAUCUCGAGGGGCGAGAGGACUGGUUGCGCGUGUUCGACGACGGUGGCCACACAUUGACGCAGCGAAUGGACUACCUCCAACAUCUCGACGACGCCAUGGAGAGGGUGCGUAAGCUCGAGACAGCAGCAGCGAUGAUCGGGGCAUCGCCAGGGCAAGACGCGAGCAUGGGCGUCGGUGCUGCUACGACGCCAAUGGACGUCGACGGGGGCGCCGGGCGGCUGGUGAUGGUGAAUCCAUCAACUGCAAGUAUCGCCUCGACGACGGCCACUUCCACUGGGACUGCAAACGGCUGA